Messenger RNA from Cordyceps militaris CM01, 252 nucleotides. RefSeq lists its product as uncharacterized. Lineage: Eukaryota; Fungi; Ascomycota; Sordariomycetes; Hypocreales; Cordycipitaceae. The transcript has a single exon. The record is from RefSeq and is a predicted model, not a curated record. The coding region runs from base 1 to 252 and encodes 83 amino acids.
AUGCAUGCUUCAUUGUUGCUUUCCCUGCACUGUGUAGUGCAGUGUGCCAGGGAUCACUUGCCGAUGCUACUCCUGGAAUGUUCCCGCCAAAGUUUGUUUCUCCGCAUCUUCUUCCUGAUCGCGCGCUAUGGCUUGCGCAUCGCAGAGGCUGAAAUGACUUUCCGAAGACGCCGCUUCCACUCUGCUCUUUCGGCCAAAUUUUCAGGAAACGGACACUUCCUACAGCUUCCGGACGAACGGAGCGAACAAUGA